AUGGACGUGUUACCUGGAUCGAGCCAAAAACGUAAGCAAAAAACACUUACUUUGGCAGAGAAAGUGAGAAUUAUAGAUGAUUUUGAUAGCGGUGGAGAGUUAUUAUUCCGCGAAAUUCAGAAGCGUGGUCACUAUGAAAAUCAACUAUUCACAUCUUCGGAUGGCUGGAUGCGCCAGUUCAAAGAGCGGUUUGGGCUGCAAGUGAAGCGUGUUGCAGGUGAAAAAGCUUCUGCUGACAUGCAAGCUUAUCAAAAAUUCAAAGAUAUUUUGGGUGCAAAAAUCACUGAAAUGAAGCUGCUGGGGUCCCAGGUUUACAAUGCUCAUGACUCGGCCAUUUUCGUCAAAUUAUUAGCAUCACGAACCCUGGCACUCUACAAUGAAAAGAACGUGUACGGUCGUAAAAUUAACAAGAUGCGUUACACCUUCAUGCCAUGCAGUAACGCUGAUGGUUCCAACAAACUUCGAUUGAUGUUUAUUGGAACUGCGGCCAAUCCACAUUCGUUCCCAGCGAAAGAGAUGCUCCCAGUUUCGUAUUACAACUCGAAAAAAGCUUGGAUGACAAGAGAUUUGUUUCGGGAGUGGUUUAACAACGAGUUUGUUCCGGCUGUUAGGAAAUUUGCUAGUGAGUGUUCCUUGGAACCAAAAGCGCUUCUAGUACUAGAUAAUUGUACGGCUCACUAUACAGGAAACGACGAUUUGGUUUCGGAUGACGGAUUAAUCAAGGUGAUUUAUCUUCCGCCAAAUGUCACCUCAGUGUGUCAACCAAUGGACCAGGCAGUGAUCAAUGCUGUCAAAGCACGGUAUAAGCGAAAACUUAUGCUUUGCUUACUAUUAGAAAACAAAGAGAGCAUUGACUGGCUGUCCUCUGCGUGGAAUGAGAUCAGUCAGAGUACGAUUAAAAACUCCUGGAAGAAAUUGAUAGACCAGUUUCCGGAAUGUGAAGCAACAUCUGAUGAUUCUCAUGAACCUGAUUUGAAUGCCGACUUGAAAGCUUUGGUCACAGCGGUGGAUUCUCUUGCUGGAACCUGUACCACCAAUGAAGAGAUAGAGCUGUGGAAGAGCGAUCAGUUUUACGAUGUUGACAACAAUCCUGCCUGGCUUACAAGCAUGGUAUUCAAUGAUCAAGAGAUUGUUGAUUCAGUAUUGCGUGAAAAAGUUACUCCAGUUGAAAAUUCAUUAGCAGAAGAAUCGAUCGAAACGUUUUCCGAGACACCGCCUGUGAGUAUUCGAGACCUGCUAGAAGAGCCGACGUUUUCUGAUGCACUCAAGCAUCUGGAUGCUUUGUUGCGAUUCGUGAGGAACGAUGCUGCAGAUUUGUUCACAUUCCACAAUCAGGCCUGUUGCUUCUUGCUCAACCAGGUCGAUAAUGCCGCACUCGCCGUCUUCCGCCAGAGUGAUGGCAAUAGGAAUCAUGCCAGCGACAACGAACACAGCUUCCAACUAGAUCGUUCUACAGGUGCUUGCAUCGUGCAUCGCCUUGACCCGAAACGUACGGUCCAGUUUCCUGCGAUUCCGAUGGGUAUCGAGAACCGCAGACCAGCCUAG
Toxorhynchites rutilus septentrionalis is the source of this 1545-nucleotide messenger RNA. RefSeq names its product jerky protein homolog-like. The record is from RefSeq and is a predicted model, not a curated record. The transcript has 6 exons. Gene Ontology annotation, molecular function: DNA binding. Bases 1 to 1545 code for a protein of 514 amino acids. Lineage: Eukaryota; Metazoa; Arthropoda; Insecta; Diptera; Culicidae. Gene Ontology annotation, cellular component: nucleus.